Messenger RNA from Saccharomyces paradoxus, 834 nucleotides. It is a transcript of the gene OSW1, whose product is annotated as Osw1p. The record is from RefSeq and is a predicted model, not a curated record. NCBI's taxonomy places the organism in Eukaryota, Fungi, Ascomycota, Saccharomycetes, Saccharomycetales, Saccharomycetaceae. The transcript has a single exon. The coding region runs from base 1 to 834 and encodes 277 amino acids.
AUGAGGGCACCACCGUCGCCUAGAAAAUCCAGAUCUGGUCAUUUUCUUUACCUGUAUUUUCGACUGCGUCAAUUUUUUAGCUGCCAGAGAUUGAAGAGAAGGUGGCAUGUCCACAAACUUCACAUUCACCAAUACAAUACUCGCUGGAAUUUGAGUCCCCUUUCCGAAACACGCAUUGAAGAUAUGAUAAAUGAACCCUCCAGCUUGUGUCCAGGGAGUUCCAAAAAGAAGCCACUGUUGAUAGCAAGGUUUUCAAAGGGUUGCCAAGAAUCACCAAGGGUAUACGUACUGCAAAGGAAUAGCUUGUCUCGUUUAAAAUUAAGCAAAAGAAAAUAUGCCCUAAGGUUCUACCACAAUGAAUUUUUCGGUAAGGAUUUAAAGAGAAAGGAUGGAAGUAUCUACGGAAUUCAACACCAACAGUGCGCAGAAACCGUUAGAAAAAUCAAGAAAGUCACAGGAAAACAUGCUGACGUAAAAAUAAUAUUCCACGAUAAGAAUACUAUAAGAAGUGACAAGCUAGGGAUUAGGAAUAAUAGGAAGUGGACUAGGACCGGCGCUCUUGAAGAAGAAGAAGAAGAUUCUUCUUCAGUAUAUAUCAGAUUUUGUGAUGAUCAUUCCCUGAGGGUCAAAGAUUAUCACUCCUUGCACAAGCAUUCUAAAAAAACUUUUUCACAGAAACAAAGUAACCUUGUAGUUGGAAAAUCUGAGUUGCUUGAGAAACUUUUUGAAGAGGAACCGUUGCGGCAGAACAAGGGCGUAGGGAAAAAACCUGGUACGAUUAAGAUACAAGAAUUCCAAAAUUAUCCUAUCGUUUCCUUUUCUCGUGUCAUUUGA